GACCUCAGCUACAAGAGGAAGAGGAAGAAGAGUAGGAGGAAGAGGUAGUUGUUGGAAAGGAAGGUGACUUAAAACGCAGUUUACCACGAUUUUUUUCAGCCUUUAAGUGAAGCGGACACACUGAGCCCGCCUCCAUUCGUCUUAGUGGAAGUUAAGGCUUUGUUGUGUAGACAACAUGCAGCGCGUGUAGUGAAGAGCAAACAAGUAAGAAAAAACGAUGGCAACGCACAACCAAACCGUUGUGUACUUGUCCGAGCAGGUGGUCGUGUUGUGCUCGUGCGCCAUGUCGUUUGUGGGCUCGUCGCUCAUUAUCGUCACUUACAUUAGUUUGGCGGAUUUGAGGACCACUCCGCGCAAACUGCUCCUUUUCCUCUCGGUGGCCGACUGGCUCUCCGCGGUCUCGUACGCCUUCGGAGUAUGGAAAGUGUUCGACUCGGACUCACCAGACUGCGUCGCUCAAGGAGCGAUAUCCACCUUCGCCAACACCAGCUCUUUUUUCUGGACGGUGGCCAUCGCCGUCUACUUGUAUGUGCUCAUUGUACAGUCCAGUCAGAGGGCUGCUGACAGCCUAGUGCUGGUCUUCCACCUGGUCAGCUGGGGGGUUCCCCUGAGCAUCACAGUUGCAGCCGUGUGCCUCAACAAGAUUGGCUACACUGCAUCAGAGGUGUCCGUGGGCUGGUGCUGGGUCAGAAUCCACACCCCUGACCGUGUGCUGUGGAUGCUGCUGACUGGAAAGAUCUGGGAAUUCUUUGCCUACCUCAUCCUCCCCAUCCUCUACAUCCUCAUCAAGAGACACAUUCACACGGCGCAUGCAGCCCUUUCCGAGUACCGUCCACUUUUGGCCAAUAGGACAACAUCGUACUCCUUCUCCUCCAUGGCAGACAUGAAGCUGACUCUCAUCCCUAUUAUCUUCAUCCUGUUACGCAUUUGGAGUACAAUCCGCUUCAUCCUGUUGCUGGUUGGCUCCCCGGCGAGACAGAACCUUGUGCUGGUGAUGCUACAUGGUAUUGGCAACACGUCACAGGGAGCAGCCAACUGCAUCAUGUUUGUGUUUUUCACUGCGCCUGUCCGCAUGCGCCUCUUCGCUUCGCUCUGCUGCUGCCGUGUGGGCUCGUCCGAGCAGCAAAAAGCCCAGGAUGACACUCGCGGGGUGUCUCCAGGACUUCAUACUUCAAAUCAGAGAGAAGUACACUUCACGAGUAAUGUCCACACUGAUAGGUGAUGCUCGAUUAUACAGAAGGAGGGACUUAUAAGGACUGUAUGUGUCUGAGAAGUUUACAUUUAGCACAUAAUGUUGCAUCAUGAAAAGCAUCUCACCGUUUUUUUUUUUUGGGUGUUUCUCCAAGAUGAAUUAAUUUAUCAUGUACCUCAUGGAAUCACUUUAUCGGGUUCAACAUAUGUGCAAUUUCUAUUCAGUUUCAUCAAGUAUUUUGGGGGGAUGAAAAAUGUGUGAAUGCUUUUGGCUAUGUCGUAGAAAAAAAAGCAUGAUUAUCACUCUGUGACUUUAUUGUUGCUGCGUUUAAAUGUAAUCAUGAGCGUCCUGUAUCAUCUGAUAUUUUGAAAAAAAGCCAUACCAAUAAACUCCCGCAAUGAUGUCA
Hippocampus zosterae (dwarf seahorse) is the source of this 1598-nucleotide messenger RNA. It is a transcript of the gene gpr157, whose product is annotated as G protein-coupled receptor 157. Gene Ontology annotation, cellular component: plasma membrane. Bases 218 to 1222 code for a protein of 334 amino acids. Gene Ontology annotation, molecular function: cAMP binding; G protein-coupled receptor activity. Gene Ontology annotation, biological process: cell surface receptor signaling pathway; adenylate cyclase-activating G protein-coupled receptor signaling pathway. The transcript has 4 exons. NCBI's taxonomy places the organism in Eukaryota, Metazoa, Chordata, Actinopteri, Syngnathiformes, Syngnathidae. The record is from RefSeq and is a predicted model, not a curated record.